Messenger RNA from Chroicocephalus ridibundus (black-headed gull), 10161 nucleotides. It is a transcript of the gene SGCD, whose product is annotated as sarcoglycan delta. Bases 460 to 1326 code for a protein of 288 amino acids. The record is from RefSeq and is a predicted model, not a curated record. The transcript has 10 exons. Gene Ontology annotation, cellular component: sarcoglycan complex; sarcolemma. Lineage: Eukaryota; Metazoa; Chordata; Aves; Charadriiformes; Laridae. Gene Ontology annotation, biological process: cardiac muscle tissue development; heart contraction.
GAAGCAAACAAAGGGGAAUACAGCUGAUGUUUAACAGCCACUGCGCAACCUCUAAGCUACUUCUGCCUCGGAUCUGGAAGCUUAUAUGGGGAACAUGUGAAAAUCUCACCAUGCGAAUGAUUCAUUAGCCACUGGAGGUGUGGAGAGAAGGUAGGAAGUCAGGCAGCAGCGAUGUCCCUGUAAAGAAAGUAACAGCGUAAAUGUAGUGAGAAGGAUCAUCUGUGCUGAAACGCAUGCAGUCAAGCUUGUGAUUGGUUUCUUCCCCAGAUUCAGCAUCUUUUGCAGCUGAGGCUCUGAAGUACUGGAGGACACUGCAUCUUCCUCAGGGACACGGGCAAGGGGGAGCUGGAGCCUCUGGGGAGCUCAGAAAGGAAUUGCGGCUGGUGGUCGCCUGAGGGACUUACCUUCACACCAAUGUUGCUCUGAAACGAGUUGUGUCCAACAUUCAGGUUUGGUAAGAUGCCUCAGGAACAGUACGCGCACCGGAGCACCAUGCAGACCUCGGAAGGACCCCAGGUAUACAAAGUGGGGAUUUAUGGCUGGAGGAAGAGAUGCCUCUAUUUCUUUGUGCUGCUCCUAAUGAUUUUAAUCCUGGUGAACCUUGCUAUGACCAUCUGGAUUCUGAAGGUUAUGAACUUCACAAUUGAUGGAAUGGGGAACCUGAGAAUCACGGAAAAGGGUCUAAAGCUCGAAGGAGAUUCAGAAUUCUUGAAACCUCUCUACGCCAAAGAAAUCCGGUCAAGACCAGGCAACCCACUGUACUUCCAGUCUGCCAGAAAUGUGACAGUGAACAUCCUCAAUGAGAAGACUAAAGUCCUCAGUCGCCUUGUAACAGGUCCCCAAGCGGUGGAAGCACACAGCCAAAAAUUUGAGGUGAAAACCCUCUCUGGAAAAUUGCUGUUUUCUGCAGAUGACAACGAAGUGGUGGUUGGAGCAGAGAGAUUGAGAGUUUUAGGAGCAGAAGGCACAGUGUUCCCUAAAUCUAUAGAAACUCCCAAUGUCAGGGCAGACCCCUUCAAGGAACUAAGACUGGAGUCGCCUACGCGCGCGCUGGUGAUGGAGGCUCCAAAAGGCAUCGAGAUCAACGCGGAGGCCGGCAGCUUGAAAGCCACGUGCAGGACAGAGCUCAGGCUGGAAUCCAAAGACGGAGAGAUAACGUUGAAUUCUGCAAAAAUCAAACUACCUAACUUGCCUCAAGGAUCUUCCUCUUCCGCAGGGUCCAGGCAAAAAAUCUACGAGCUCUGUGUGUGUCCCAAUGGGAGGUUAUUUCUGUCUCAGGCAGGGACUAGCUCGACCUGCCAGAUAAACACAAGCGUCUGCCUUUGAGAGACAGUUUGCAGUGGGGCAUCGCAGGCAGCACAAAAGCCAGUUCUGGUCUCACAGAUUGCAGCUGCCAACUAUUUUUACUAGAACACAGAAAGCCUAUCAAAGACUUUUUUUGUGUGUGCGCGCGCGUGUGUGUGAAUAUAUAUAUAAAAAUAUAUAUAUAAAAUAUAUAUAUAUAUCCUCUGUGUAAAACGAUGUUUCAGUACAAGGAAUCCCAGGGUGACCCUGUUACAUUUGUGUAGCAUUUCUCUUUCCCACACCAAAAUUUACUGGUACAAUCUGCUGAAUUGGACUCGACGCUCCCCUGGACCCUUCUGUAUUAAUAUAGUCUAAUGAUCACCCCUCGUUUUUGAUCAUGUUCUCAGAGCAAUGGGAUCGCUGGCUGGGCAAGACCCUGGAACCGAUGUAGACCCACCAACAUACAAAGGGAAGAGAAGCAUCUCUGAUCAUUUUUGCACCAUUAAAUCAGUGGCAAGAAUAAAAAAAAACCAACCCCAAUAAAACAGACAGAUGUGCUGUACUGAUCACCUAGAGUGAUCCAAGAUACUGGAGGUUAAAUUACACUCUUUAAUUUUCACCUGAAGCACGGCUCCCUUUCGGGAGAGAUGGAUUGUAUUUGGCCAGUAGAAAAGUUCAGAUCUCCUUCCUGGAAUAAUCACGUUUUUUUCUAAAGGGGUUUGAGACUUGACUGCGCGUGGCAAAGGAUGCCUUGUGCUAUUCAGAGGUGACACAUCAGCUCUAACCCUAACCUAAAGUCAUCUCUGUGCUAACAAAACUGGGGAUGCACUUAGUUCUUGUAAGGAAAAAAAUUGUGAAAGUUGAACUAAACAGAAAAAUCCUGAACCUCCUUAUUUAACAGGUGUCCUGGAUCACCCUACACACUCUCCAUUAGCACCUUUAAUUUUGAAAAGAUUCGGUGUGAAGGUGCGAAGAUUUAAGAUUUGCAUAUUGCCUAUCAAUGCCUAUAGAAACAGAGAAAAUUACCUAUUCUACCCAUGGAAACCGAGAAAAUCAUAUAAAAUAGGUGUGUCAUCUAGACGCUAUGCCAGACUUUUGUCAUCUUUCUUUUCGGGAUAUGCAGUCCAAGGUCACUUAGAUUUGAUGGAGACUGCAAAUAUCAGAGAUGCUGACAAUGAAACAGACUGUUUUUUAAAGAUUUCUAAUGAUUGUGACAAAGCCAGGUGACUGGAAGGCCAUGGCUUUGGAUGCUGGUUCCUCUAGAACUUGAGACCCAAAAACUCUGUGGUUGAAUCUCUUCUUGGUUGCAUUUUUCCUUAUUUUAAAGUCUAGGAGUCACGUAUGGGCAGGAUAAAAUGUGCAAUCUGAUCCGGUAGCAUUACUUACACAGUUCAAUUUUUGAAAAAUAAUGAGAAGAGCCGAGGUCGUUGAAUUCUGACCCAUAAUUGCAUACACAUGCAUGCAAAAAUCUUUGGGGGAAAAAAAAAAGGUACUAAUUACUGCAAAAGUGUCCAAGUCGCAGUAAGUCUCAUGAGGACAGCAAGGUUUCUAAGCCACUGAGAUGCUUUUGAAUAUAUUACCUCAUGUGCAAAUAUGACAGAUCUGUGCCCAUCCCUAGUGAUAUCUAAGCAAAGCUGGUAUUUUUCAAGCGACCUUCAAGAUCAAAUGUAGCUGACGGAAAUAUUUAGAAAUAAUUCAGCCCAUUCCUUUUUUACAGAUUUCCACGUAUUUUCUCGUGGUCUGGAGAGUACCAGGGUUUCAUUUAUUUUUCUUUUGAAUUAACAGUUCUGGCUUAUUCCAAAGCUGGCUGGACUCAAAGGAAAGAUUUCUGCGGAGUUUAGAUUAGAUGCAUUGCUGCCUAACGAAGCAGCUGUCCCAUAAAAUUUAUUCCUGAAAGAGGAUCGGAUGAUCUACUUUUAUUUCGGCUAUGCUUUCUGGUUAAUUAACAAAUUCAAACUAUUUGUUAAUGAACGAUUCCUGUAAUUAUAAUGUCUUGAGUCAACGUUUGAAUGCAAAGGGUCACCCAGGAUAACAAUUGUAUUGGGACACAGGACUAUACCAUCUCUGUUCAAAGAGGGGAAUUGUGCCUAUGCCUUAAGUCAAUGCACUCAGCAAGGAGAAGCACAUCAUAUUUAUCUUGUUAUUAAAACUAGUUUAUUUGGGGGGAGGGACAGGAGGGUGUCUUGGGAACUGGUUGUGCAACUUAAAACAGAUAUUAAUGAAAUGCAUUAAGACUGUAGGGGCACCUAGAGUGAUACAGACUUUUUUUUUACCAUGUUAAAUACAGCAAAAUACUGUGUACGUUACCUCUGGGACCACAACCAAAGUCCCAUUCACAGUCCUGCAUUUACUGUAGGUUUUUUUUUUUCCUUGUUUCGUUCAAUACCGAUCACAAACCUUGUAGCAAGCACGGCCCGAUUCGUAAACAAAUCCCGUGUGAGCAGUUGUGAAGACACGUGCAUCAGGAAGAGUACCCGGUACGGAAAAGGAGUGGCGUUAACUUUGCCGUCCCUGAGAGCAUUCACGCUGGUGAGAAAGGCAGGGCUGAGCGCAGGGACGGACCCAGCAGGGAUGCUGCGCCCCGAUUUCCAGGCUCUGCAUCCCAUCCGAGGGUGGCCGGUGGCUCCGUCCUCACCCCCGUGCACCCUCUGGUUGCUCUGCUGAGGAUUUCCAUCCCAACAAAUUGAUUUUGAGUGGCUGGUUUUCUCGGCUGGGCUCUUGGAUGAGGUUAUCACCUUCUUGUAUGAUGAAAGCCACGAAAGCGCUUAAGGACAUUCAGCCAUUUAUUUUGGUGUAAAUUUCCAUGGGGGAGCUCCUCACACAUCAGUGCCACCACUGCAGACGCCUCUCUGAGGUGAUCAAAGGGUACCUUAAUUAUGUCUGUGCAGAGGAGGUCUGGUCGCUUCAAUACAUUUUACAAUCACGUUUAUAUAUUAAAAAGCAUAAAAUUAUCUGUUGUGUUGAAAGACAAGGAAUUGUUGCUAGAAAGAUUGAAUCCGUAUAGAGACUUGUAAAUCAUCUGAGCCCCACUCGAGUUUUAAGACGACAGUUCAGAUGCGGCUGCUUGCGCCGGCCAUUUCAUUAGUCCCCUGCUGAUCAGCGAGGGGCAAACCAGAGCAAACAGGACUGCGUGUCCGAGAUCCCGAGGCAAAAAACAGGCCUUUUGGUUAAAAAGCAGCAUGCAAACACAUCCAGCUAUCUCACGCUUCACAGUUUGUUGUUGGGGGCUGUUGUGGAGUGACCGACUCACCUGUUGGACGAGGCAAAUGCGCGAGAGUCCCUUUUCCUCCUGCCUUGCCCAGAAAUCCCUCAGUUCCUGUACCUGUACGGGUUCGUUUUCCCUGAGUCCAUUUAAAUUAGAGCCUCCCUGGCUGGAAUUUCAUCCAUAUGCUCUACCCGCCAUGGAUAAAAUGCCAAAAUUGAACAAGGGUUUGUGUAUUUCUUUGUGACUUGGGCCUGCAGUUUAGUUCAGUUGAGCAUUUGCUGUUUGGGGAGAUGGAGUUUAUCUCAAACCGGAGUUUCGUUUUACCUCCCAACGCCAAGGCAAGGCUGGGGUGGAUGGUGGGUUUGUUUCUACUGAGAUGCCGGUGACUUCGCGUCCUGAGCUGGGACGGGAGCUGGACGGGUGACAGUCCAGGGCAGUGGGACGCUGCCAGCCCCUGGGGGGGCCGUGGGACCGAGCCCUGGCUCCGCGCUGGGUGCAGGGCUGCAUUGCAGCUGGGAGCACCGGCACCCAUGGAAGUGCUAAUCAAGGGACUGCGAUGCUAACGUCGAUACACCCGAGGCAGCCUCGAAUACUGGGGGUAUUCAUCAAUGCGUUUCUGUAUCGCAACCCUUAUCUUUCUAGGGCUUUGAGACCUUGUUAAAUUUGCUUUAAAUGCAGCGCUUUAGACAGCAGUCAGGAAGGUGACUGUCAGUGCUCACCUGCACCUUGUCCAUGUGUACGGUGUGACCCUUCUGCCACCAUAGGUGAGUCAGGAUGGUUUUUCUAAAGCUAAAAGACUUUGCCAUUAGCAAAAGCAGAGAUAGAUCUUAAUACUGACUCUACAGCUGUAUCCAUUCUCCAGGUUUCUUUGUGGGGUUUUUUUGCUUUGUUUGUUUGUUCGGUUUUUUACACUUUUUGAAGUAUAUUACCCAGUAGUCAGUGAAAUGGGUAGCUUAAGAGUACAAAGAAAUGUUAACACUAAAGGAAGUCAUCAAAAGGGGAAGCCAGUAACUUCUAAAAUAUGCAUAAGGCCUCUCCUAGGUGGACAUUUUUAGAAAACCAAGUAUGUGCAAGAGUGAUUUGUAUUUGGUUAUCUCAGUCACGUGCUGUCAAACAGCUGUAUUUUAAGUGGGGUGGGUUUUUUUUUCUCCUUUAAUCAUAACCGUGACAUUGCACAAACAAAAAGGUUUAAGGCAUAAGCCUAAAAAUACCAUCUGCAAUAUACGGUAUAGCAAAAUGGUGUCUAAAUAAAAAAAAAAAAAACCCUCCCUAGAAAUUGCUCCAAGGUUAAAAAGAGAUUCCUGUGGAAUUUGUGAAGAUGUCAGGUUAGUUCACAUCAUACCCAGUUUGCAAAUACAGAUGUUCUUCAAGGAAAUUAGCUUUUGUUGUCAUAAGAUGUGCACGCACGCACAAAUAUAUAGAUACACAUGCUCACAUACGCUUGUUUACAGCAAAUGCCACUUUUCUUUCUAUCUGUUGUUACGGCUUUAAGUUUCACGUUGCAAAAGAGAGUGAGACAAAGACCAAAGACUUAGAGAAAUUCAUCCCUUCCCUGGUUGCCCUCAUGCCUGAAAUGCAUUACCUUUAAUGGUGCUUUUUCAAACUGGGCAGGAAAAAUACAGGUUUAUCGUAAAGCUGCGUUUGAGAGAGUGAAGUGACUCUAACUUUGUUAAUGGGGAGAAAAGGAAAUAAUGUGAAAAAACCUUUAAAUGCGUGCAGAGGGUAAGGUUACCUGAAGUUUGAAAUGUGAAGAAAUAACCCGGAAUGCUAAAAGACGUCAUCCUGGGCUGAAAGCGUUCCUCAGUAUAAACGGAGGAAAUGCUCCUGGCUGUGCACUUACCUGCACUCGAGCGUUAGCAGAUCGGGAGCUCCGGUGGCUGCUCGGCGAAGAAGAGUAACUGUGCCGUAAUGAUUUCCUUUUAAAAGUGCAUACAGUAACAACAACAAAAAAAAAAAGUUAGAGGCUGUGCCCUUUUUUCUUUUUUUUUUUUUUCUUUUUUUUUUUUUAUGGCUGACAUUUUAAAUUUUGAAAUGUCAUCACCCAGCAUCCGCCCCAGCAAGCGCAGGGCGCGUUCCUGCGAAGCCUUGCCAAGCGCUGGGUUGGUGCUUUUUUGAAUGUGAAAAUACCAGCCUUUUUAUUGCCGUUGCUGUUGAGGAACGUAAUCGUGGCAACAUUGCCGUUUUCCCCGUUUUCACCUUUUUCCUCAGAUCUGAAAUUGCGGUGGAGUAUGGGGGUGGCUGGUGUCCUGCCACACACGGGGCUGCGUGCAGGUGGCCACCAGCCCCCCAGUCCCCAUCGUGUCGCUUCUCGAUCCCCCAAAAAACCAAAACCCGCGUGAAGCAAAGGCACUAAGGUGAAAUCGGCGACUUUCAGGUAAAUUCUGCAGAGCAAUUGCUGUGUGUUCACAGCUGAUGUCGCCGAGCUGACGGCUGUGAGCGGAGCAGGGUUAAACGCUGACGUGGCGCUGAUGAGGUUACUCAAGCAAGAGCGGAGUGAAUUAAACGAGGCAGGUAGGAGGGAGAGGGAAGAAAUGGCAAGAGACAUCGCUCUAAUCACAGUAAUGCAGCAAAAUUCUUUCUCUGUUUACACUAUUAUACUUUAAAUUAAUAACAUCCAUUUUACUAAAUAUGGUAGCAAUUAUGCUUGAUCUUUCAUGGUGCACGGUGGAAUUACUGUCACUGAAACCACUUACAGCUUGGGCCGUUGAAGAUUGCUAGGGUGGUGUUUCCGUCCACAGUAACCACAGUGGCUUGAGGCUCGGGUGGGAAUUACAGUGAAUAGCUUGUGUUCAGAAAGCUUUUAACUCCGCUGUGGUUGCGAAGCCCAUGGUUAUGCAUAUACAGCCCUGAGGCUUUAUCGUUUCAGAUUCUCUCCUCCUGCCACUUGAAUUGUAUUGCGCCCUUGCGAAAAGCGACGCGCUUGCUUUAUACAGGAAAAGAUGGAUAUUUAAAGCUGCGGGAUUUUUAUCUGAAGCGAAGAAGGUAAUGCAAUCAGAGCGCACCACUGAGAUUUCCCAUCCCAGUCACUUUAAACUGGAAGUGCGAGUCCCUUAAAAAUUAAUUUGCUACAAGUGUAAUUCCUGCGGGAAAGUUAGCACCAGUGUCACCCCCAGGAAAUGUCUCACCUUAUUACAGCUCGGAGCCACGUGAUGGCUGGGAUUUUCUGCCACGGGUGGGUAGUGCCAGGCUGCCUGUUCAGAGGAAGCCAGAUUUCCUUUGAGGCAACUCAUUGCCAUGGAUGGAGUUUUUGUUACUUUUUAACCUGUAUUAAAAAAUAGGAAGGCUAUGUCCACUGUGAAGCAAUAUGUAAUUGUAUGUUUGUCUUGCGUUUAGUUGGUUUAUUCUCUCUGCCAGCAAGAGAAAAAUAUCAGGAGAAACUUGCGCACAAGUUUUACAUUUACAUUGUGCCCUGCUGCCAAAUGCUUUAGAUAAAAAACACGCAGCCUUAGUUAAACAGUCUUUUCUCGUAAGAUUAAAAAGGACUCUCUGGUUUCAUCAGGUCCUGCCCAAAUGGGGAGUCUCACCACUUCUAACACGUCGGCCAUCAUAGGGGGAGGCCCGUUGCAAAGCAUAGGUCAUGCGCGUCUUUGCAUGGAACGGGAAUUUAGAAUUGCAUUGUACUCCCACGUUUUUGCCCCCUUCAAAAGGCUUAACCACCGAUAGGAGAUAAAGCGUUCCAAAGCCUGCUGCUGCUAAACGCAUUAUCACUUUCUAAAGCAAUGCAGUUUCUUCGGUCUUUUAAAAAAUUUCCUCGUAGCGGAGGCCUUGAAACGUCUUGAGGCAGGCUCACGUUGGAGUGCAAAAGAAUAAUUAUUUCUGGGCGGUUCUAUUUUUAUCGAAGGCUGGAUUGUAGAUGAAGAAAUGUUGCUGUUAGAGUUUCUCCCACGCUUAGCUGCAAACACCACCACCCCCCAACGCUACGGCUGGAUUUCUCCGGGGCAGCUGCCUCUAGAGCAGGGACUGAGCUCCUUCGCUAAGCCAGAGCCUGAAAAUUUUGUCUUCAUCUGGGUCCUCCUCUGGGCUUGCACACUCGGGAUCAGUGCUGGUAUUGAUGUGGUGGAUAAUGAAACACUUCCACAGUAUUAAUGAUUUUACAGAUGAUCUGUAUCUGCCGUCGAAGUGGUAUAAAUAAUGCUGGUAGUUGCUGGUUGCUGUUCUAACAAGCCUUGGACCACCUUGAAGGCAUCAGCAGUAACUCCAGAAGGUGCAGCUGCUUUGUCCUGGCAAUGCCUGUACAGCAUCCCGGGGGAUGCCGUGGGGAUGGUUCCUCGGUACGCCGCCUCACUCGGGAAGCCUCUGGGGCGGGGGAGGCUGGGGGUGGCUUUGCCCUUUCUCGUUUAUCUCCAUGCCAUGGCCAGGUCCUCUGCACUAGAGACAGCAGCAGGGCACGGCGCCUGCCGUGGGAGGCUGGGCUGGAGCAGUGCAUCGGGGCCAUUCACAGCAGGAGGAUUUGACUCUCUAGCUGGUGUAAAUCAGGAUUUGGCUGCAUUUAACUCACGGGUAGCCGACACCACCUGAGGGUUUGGCCCUAAAGGUUUAGCAACUUUUGUGAAAUUAAAAUACAGAGUUCAGCUGCCCUGUCUAAACCACAGCCGGGGUGCUCGGGGGACAGCCGUGGGACUCCUCGUGCUUCUGGGGUUUCCCUAUCACACGGGCGCAGAUGAAGAGCUGGAGCCACUGCCUGCGAACGGAGGCGUGCUCAUCCAGCGUGGCUCCUUGGCACCACCACAAACCGUGCUGGAGUUCAGCUGGUGAUGUGGUGAAGCAGGGGGUCUCGGUGGGUCCCGCUGGUGGUAGGGCAGGGGCAGGGAGGAGCUCACUGUCUUGUCCCUUGCGUGGGUUAUCGGAGCGAGCGCAGAAGUUAAGAUGAUCAGAUCCUGCCCUCGCUCAGCAGAGUGCGAGCACGCCAGAAGCCUCAUAAAGAGCAGAGCUGAGCAAUUACAUGUGUAUCGGAGAAGGGCUCAGUGGACAGCAUUCACACCGGGAUUUCUCUCCAGGUCAGGGCUUUUCCCGAGCUACGACCCAGAUCUCGGUCUGGAUCUGCACUAUGCAGCAGUUUGGGAACGGGGAAGGGAUUGACCUGCUGGAGCUGACUCAGAUGCCUUUGGGUUUGGGUUGGUUCUUUUUUUGCCGACCCCUUAUUUGAAUUAGUUUCCUUGUGCACGAACGCCAAUGGAGUCGUCGAUAUUAACGCAACAAAUGCUCCACGUAGGUAGAGCCAACAGCAAAACAACAUUGUGCGAGUCGAAGCAAAAGCCCGUUCAUCUACAGCAGUAGCGUAAAAGGCAUGACCCAUACGCGAUAGCAGUUCUCAUCUGUGCUGGUACAAUACCUUCUCUGACCUCUACUCUGAUCACCACCAAUGACCUUGAUCGUGUAAACAGGACAAAAUGAAUUUAAAGUCUUAUCACAGUUCUCAUUAAGAAAUUCAGAUUUCUUUGGCUUUUUUUCUUUUUAAUUUAUGUAUGUGUGUGGUUGUGUGGGAAGCUUUUUUGUAUCAAAUAACAUCAAUCCUUGCACACUCUAUGCAAAAUUUUGUAAGCAUUGCAAUAAUGCUAUGAAUUACACAAGGAACUAUUUUAACUUUAUUACACUUUCUGUAUAAAAAAAAAAAUUUGUAUUUAAAUGAUUUCAACUGCAAUCUUGUAAAAUAUAUUAAUAAAAUAAUGAUU